GGGAGCGGAAGUGCGGCUGCCGCGAGGAGCGCGCGGGCAGCAUGGCGGCUGCCGGGAGGAGGAAGCUGGAGGAGCUGAGCGUCGACGAGUUUCUCGCUAAUGGCUUUGAAUCGGAGCCCGAGAGCGGUUCGGAGGAGGAGGAGGCCCGGCCGGCGGCGGGGGCGAGGCGGCCCCGGCCUCAGGCGGCCGUCCGAAAAAAGGGAAAAGCAUCUGAGCAUAAAGACCAGCUAUCCCGACUGAAGGAAAAAGAUCCCGAAUUUUACAAGUUUUUGGAAGAAAAUGAUCGCACGCUGCUGAACUUUGAUGCUUCAGACAGUUCUGAGGAGGAGGAGGGAGGGUUGCACGUCCCACCUGACACAUUAGAGGAAGCAAGUGAUGAAGAUGAAGACAGUGAUGAAGAAGAACAUGAGAAAGUCAAACAGAAGAAAGUUGAAUCCAUCCCUGUGAGCCUGAAGAUGGUUGAGGAAUGGAAGAAAGCUGCAGAGAGAGGGCUGACACCAAGACUUUUCCAUGAAAUCACUCAAGCAUUCAAAGCAGCUGUAGCAACUACCAAAGGAGAUAAUGGUGGGGCUGAUCCCAGCAAGUUUCAAGUCCUUGAUGCUGCAGUGUUCAAUGCCCUUGUGUCCUUCUGUGUCCGGGACCUCUUCAGCUACCUGCAAAAGCUGCUGCUUGUGAAAGCCCCUAAGAACAAACAAAAAAUGGCCCUCCCUUCCAGCAGUCCACUUUGGAGCAAAUUGCGACUGGAUGUAAGAAUGUACCUGUCUUGUACCAUCCAGCUCCUGUCUUGUUUAACAGAAGCCUCUGUUGGAGCAGCAGUCCUUCAGCAUGUCAGUUCCAUAGUGCCUUAUUAUCUGUCCUUCCCAAAGCAGUGCCGGAUACUUCUCAAGCAAGCAAUCCAUUUGUGGAGCACAGGUGAAGAAACAGUAAGAGUACUGUCCUUCCUUGUGCUGAACAAGAUCUGUCGCCACAGGAAAGAGGUGUACCUAAGUCCCUUGCUCAAGCAAAUGUACAUUGCAUUUGUGAAGAAUUCAAGGUUUACCUCCCCCAAUGUGCUGCCCAUGAUUAACUUCAUGCAGAGAACGCUGACGGAGAUGUAUGCCCUGGACACACACACCUCCUACCAGCAUGCCUUCAUCUACAUCCGCCAGCUUGCCAUUCACCUGCGCAGUGCAAUGACCAUAAAGAAGAAGGAGAACUUCCAGUCCGUCUAUAACUGGCAAUAUGUGCACUGCCUGUAUUUCUGGUGUCGAGUUCUCAGCACGAUCUACCCCAGCGAGGUCAUGGAGCCAUUGAUCUAUCCUCUGACACAAGUCAUCAUAGGCUGCAUCAAGCUGGUGCCCACAGCUCGUUUCUACCCCCUGCGCAUGCACUGCAUCCGUGCCCUCACAUUGCUGUCAGAGAACACCAGGACCUUCAUCCCAGUGUUGCCAUUCAUCCUGGAGAUUUUCCAACAAGUGGACUUCAACAAGAGGCCGGGGCGCAUGAGUGCUAAGCCUAUAAACUUUGCAGUGAUCUUGAAGCUUUCAAAUGCCAACCUGCAGGAGAAGGCCUACCGAGAUGGGCUCGUUGACCAGCUCUAUGACCUGAUUCUUGAGUAUCUUCAUUGCCAAGCCCACAGCAUUGGAUUCCCAGAGCUGGUCCUCCCCACUGUCAUUCAGCUCAAAUCUUUCCUGAAGGAAUGCAAGAUUGCCAACUACUGCAAGCCCAUCCGGCAGCUCCUGGAGAAGCUGCAGGAAAAUUCUGCCUACAUCGCCAGCAGGCGUCAGAAAGCUACCUUCGGUGUGGCCAGCAGGGAGUCUGUGGAACAAUGGGAGAAGCAAGUCAAAGAGGAGGGGACGCCUCUGACCAAGUACUAUGCUCAGUGGAAGAAGCUAAGAGAGAAGGAGAUACAACUGGAAAUCACUGGCAAAGAAAGACUUGAAGACUUGAACUUCCCAGAAAUUAAACGCAAGAAACCAGAUGAAAGGAAGGAGGAAGAUAAGAAGGAAUUCAAGGACCUGUUUGAGCUGGACACCGACUCUGAUGAGGAGAACGUUGGAUUCCCCAUAAAAGGUAAAGCCAAAGGCAAGGUGGCAUCAGACGACAGCUCAGAAGCCAGCAGCAAGGAGGACUAUGGUGAAGAUGAUGAGGAUGAAGAGGGAGAGUACGAAGUCGAGGAGGACGAGGAAGAUUUAGAGGAAGACAGUGACUCAGAUGAGGAAGGCAAGGCAGCCCCGCGGGGCUCACAGCGGGCACAGAGGAGCAGCUCCCAGGUGCUGUCGCGCUCCGACCUCGAGCAGCUGGCCCAGGGCGAGGAGGAUGUGGUGGAAGAUUUGGCCUUCUCCGAUGACGACUGAGCCCCCCCCGGACCCUGCAGCCCCCCUGGCUGGUUCUCCAGGAGGCGGUAAGCUCUGGGGGCAGGAGAUGGGGCCCGGCCCCAGGCCCAAGGACUGUUGUGGUGAAGCACAGCACUGAAGCUGCUUGGACUUUUUGCAGGUUUUUUUUGACCCGUGUUUUUUGGUGAUGUUCUGUGGUCACGUGGAAGCCAGUGAAACUGGCUUAGGUAAUAAAAAGCCCGCAUUAAAAUCUGCUUUAAAUAA
Molecule: messenger RNA, 2579 nt
Organism: Gallus gallus (chicken)
Lineage: Eukaryota; Metazoa; Chordata; Aves; Galliformes; Phasianidae
Gene: NOC2L
Product: NOC2 like nucleolar associated transcriptional repressor
Exons: 19
Coding region: 42-2336 (764 amino acids)
Biological process (GO): ribosomal large subunit biogenesis; negative regulation of transcription by RNA polymerase II
Cellular component (GO): nucleolus; Noc2p-Noc3p complex; Noc1p-Noc2p complex
Molecular function (GO): transcription corepressor activity; histone binding
Source: RefSeq, marked provisional